UAUGUUUCACGGUGCAUACGUCUUUACUCUGAGUGAAAAACCGUUUAGUGAUACUAUUUUUACAAACGGAAUUAAUUUAAAAUAGAGUCACCCCACAGACAAAUGGCGGCGACGAAAUAUUCCCACCCGUUCCUAGACGGUUUAAAACCAUUUCCGGAAGGACAUGAUGACGUAAUACAGGAAGUAAGAGAAUGGAUGAAAUCCCAGCCGCACUUGCCGUACAUAUCAGAUGAAUUCAUUGUACUUUUUUUGCACUCGAACUACUACAAGGUGAAGGAAUCCGAAAGCACCAUAGAAGCAUAUUUUACUCUUAGAUACAAUACGCCUGAACUUUUUACUCAGCGUGAUCCUUUGCUGCCAAAAAAUAAAGUCAUUCUGGAAGUGACGCAAAUGGUGGCGUUACCCAAAGUAACAGCGGAAGGACACCAUAUCCUGUUAUACCGUCUGGCAGACACAGAUUAUAGUAAAUUGUGCUUCGCUGACGCAGUGAGAGUCUUCUGCAUGUUUAAUGAUAUCAAACUGUCUGUGGACAGCCUCUCUGAAGGAUAUAUUGUGAUUUUCGAUAUGAAAGGAUGUAGUAUUGGACAUUUGACCAGAGUAACUCUACCUGCACUCAGAGCUUUUAUGCAAUAUAUUCAAGUAGCCCACCCAGCGCGCCUUAAAAAGAUUCACGUUGUACACACAGUCUCCUUCAUCAAUCAAGUCAUGUGCUUAGUCAAGCCCCUCAUUCAUUCCAAUCUCUAUAAUCUUCUCAAUUUCUCAUCCGACGGACCAGCCUCCGUAGUAGACUUAGAAUACUUGCCCGAAGAUUAUGGCGGCCCACUUCGAUCAGUGAAGGACCUACAUGAGGAACAGAAACAUAGUAUGGAGACUGAAUAUAGGGAAUGGCUUAUAGAGUCGGAAAUAUUUAAAACGGACGAGACAAAGAGAAUAAAGAAGCCAAGCAAAGGGUUGUUUGCUACUCUCACUAGUACAUUCAGGGGUAUUGACAUUGAUUGAUUAUACUUUAAAAAAAAGACACAUAGCUUCGUAAUUAUAGUUGUUUGAUUUCUUAAUUUCUAUUUGACAUUUUAUCUUGACAGUUCUAGUCUAAGAGUUUUUCUCUGCGGCCUUAUAAAAGGCUAAAGAUUGUACGAUAUUUGCAUUACCAUUCUUUUUAUAUAGAAUCAACUUAGUUACAAACGUGGUGCUGACUUUAAUUUAGGUAUUAUAAUACGGCGGAGUACGUUUACAUAGGCUUGAAAUAGAUUCAAUAAAG
Pieris brassicae (large cabbage white) is the source of this 1258-nucleotide messenger RNA. RefSeq lists its product as uncharacterized. The record is from RefSeq and is a predicted model, not a curated record. Gene Ontology annotation, molecular function: phosphatidylinositol bisphosphate binding. NCBI's taxonomy places the organism in Eukaryota, Metazoa, Arthropoda, Insecta, Lepidoptera, Pieridae. The coding region runs from base 103 to 999 and encodes 298 amino acids. Gene Ontology annotation, cellular component: membrane. The transcript is spliced from 5 exons.